Nicotiana tabacum (common tobacco) is the source of this 448-nucleotide messenger RNA. NCBI's taxonomy places the organism in Eukaryota, Viridiplantae, Streptophyta, Magnoliopsida, Solanales, Solanaceae. The record is from RefSeq and is a predicted model, not a curated record.
AUGAUAACGUAAAUAUCAUUCAAACACCUAAAGCUCUAAACAGACGGUACACCUUCUCUCUCUACACCUUCUCUCUCGUUCUCUCUAAACAAAUGAUUUCCCCAAAUCACUAUAAUGUAAUACGUUUAAGGAGAUUACAACAAUGUAAGACACUCAUAUCCGUUAACGAUUCUUCCAAAUCCUUUAGCUUUUAUGUAAGGAGAUCAAAUUUCACCUCGUUAAAGGAAAGAAUUGAAGAAAUUCAAAGACAAAGACCAGAGACUCGGACAGAAAUUUUACCGAAUGACGCGCUAGGUGUAGUCUUCGAUCCCGAGCACCCUGGCCGUGUUCGAGGUUUAGGCAUAGGUGCAGUUCCAACUGCAGUAUUCAAGCAAACAUCAAGACGGGGUGGUUGUUCUUAUAUGGGUGCAGCUAGCACUAGUGCUCCACCUCCACAAUGGGUGCAAGA